This is a messenger RNA of Acanthaster planci (crown-of-thorns starfish), 7751 nucleotides long. It is a transcript of the gene btbd9, whose product is annotated as BTB domain containing 9. Gene Ontology annotation, molecular function: protein binding. Gene Ontology annotation, biological process: circadian behavior; modulation of chemical synaptic transmission; adult locomotory behavior. The record is from RefSeq and is a predicted model, not a curated record. Gene Ontology annotation, cellular component: cytoplasm. Lineage: Eukaryota; Metazoa; Echinodermata; Asteroidea; Valvatida; Acanthasteridae.
GGCGCGGCGUGUACAGUACAUGUACAUAUGCGCCCCGUGUAAUUUCAAGCCGUAGCCAAGACGCGGCUUAAUUACCCCGAUCGAUCAUCCAACGGUAUACCCGAUUAACUACGUUCAACAUGGCGAUACAAACAUGGAACGUCUCGGAUUGGCUUGGGGAUUUCACCUUGCAAGAGAUGCCUUGUGGGAUGAAGCAGCUUAUCAGUGUGUGUUAGAACUACAUUGCAUGUGCAGUACAUACCACAGUUGUCACCAUGGUAACACUGUUGAUGAGUAACGCUGAGUUGUAAUCUCACUAGAAGGCAUUUCCUACAUAUUAUUUGGAUGUUAUAUGUAUCGCCGGAAGUAGACCAAGGCUGGAAUGUCAGCUUUUCAGGGCUUUAUAUGCAUAUAUACAUGUACACUAAGCAGAGGGGACAGAGGUUGUCAACUGUAAAGUGUUAAUGGGUACAUGAGCAGGCACCUGUUGCUAAUAGGAGCUUUGAAUCAGACCUGAACGGAUACCCUGUUAGGAGUGGAUGAGACCUGUCGUCCACCAGUCAUGAGUGAUAGCCAUCGCAUGCGUCCCAGCGCGCCCAUGGGGGAGGUGGAACAUGCCCACAUCUUGUCCCAGGACAUUGGGAACCUGUUUGCCAACCAGGACUACAGCGAUGUGACGCUGAUAGUGGAGGAUAAAUCCUUCCAUGCCCACAGAGUCAUCCUGGCGGCCAGGUGCCAGUAUUUCAGAGCCCUGUUGUUUGGGGGCAUGAGGGAGUCGGCACCAGACUGCAGCGAGAUAGUGCUCCAAGACACCACUGCGCAGGCCUUCGAAGUGCUCCUCAAGUACAUCUACACCGGCAGGAUAAACCUCCUGAGCCUGAAGGAGGACACCGUUUUGGAUGUCCUUGGACUGGCCCACCAGUACGGCUUUGUGGACUUGGAGGGGUCCAUCUCGGAUUACCUGAGGGCCAUCCUGAGCAUUCACAAUGUCUGUCUGAUAUACGACGUGGCCAGUUUGUACUCGCUGAACUCACUGAAGGAGACUUGCUACCAGUACAUGGAUGCUAACGCUCAGGAUGUGAUGAACAGUGAAUCCUUUCUCUCCCUUUCAGAGGGAGCUCUUAAGGAGGUGAUAUCCAGGGACUCUUUCUAUGCAUCAGAAAUUGCAAUAUUCAAGGCUGUGCAGGCUUGGACCCAGGCCAACAAAGACAGCGACUUUAGUGAGAUUGCCAAAGCAAUCCGGCUUCCUCUCAUGAACUUGAAUGAGCUUCUGGAUGUGGUACGGCCGACAAAGCUACUCAGUGCUGACGACAUCUUGGACGCUAUCAAGAUUAAGCAGGAAAGCAGAAACAUGGAUCUCAACUUUAGAGGAAGUCUCGUACUCAAUGAAAACAUUGCCACAGCCAAAUACAACGCAUCCGUCAUCAAUGGAGAUAUGCGAGCUUCACUACUAGAUGGAGACUGCAUGAACUACGACCUUGACCGCGGCUUUACGAGGCACCCAAUUGAGGAUGUGGCAAAACCCGAGGGAAUUGUUAUUAAACUGGGAAAGCCUUCUAUCAUUAACAAGAUCAGACUACUACUGUGGGACCGAGACAUGAGGUCGUAUUCCUAUUACAUUGAGGCUUCUAUCGAUGAGCAGGACUGGGUGCGUAUUGUGGAUCAUUCACAGUACCUGUGCAGAUCUUGGCAGACACUCUUUUUUCCACCCAGAGUAUGCAGGUAUAUACGCAUAGUGGGUACACGCAACACCGUUAACAAAGUAUUCCAUAUUGUGUCCUUUGAGUGUAUGUUCACUGACAAAACAUUGCCGCUAGAACGAGGACUAAUAGUGCCCAAAGAGAGCGUAGCCACCAUCCAGGCCAGUGCUAGUGUCAUUGAAGGUGUUAGCCGUAGCCGCAAUGCCCUGUUGAACGGAGACACCAAGAACUACGACUGGGACUCUGGUUACACCUGUCACCAGCUUGGCAGUGGGUCCAUCGUGGUCCAACUGGCCCAACCAUACAUCAUUGAUUCCAUGAGAAUGCUGUUGUGGGACUGCGAUGCCAGGACCUAUAGCUACUAUGUCGAGGUAUCCACCGACCAGAGUACCUGGAUGAAGGUAGCUGAUAGGACCAAAGAAGCGUGCAGGUCCUGGCAGUACCUGAAAUUCCCUAAGCAAGCUGUGACAUUUGUCAGGAUUGUUGGCACUCGGAACACAGCAAACGAAGUAUUCCACUGUGUUCAUUUUGAAUGCCCCGCCCAGUCAACGGACACACCCACAGGGAGGGAAGAAGGAGGGGCAUCUGCAGCGGGAGGGGACAGCCAGCCUCAGGGAAUGUCCCCCCAGCCGAGCGCACCUUCAUCCCUGCAUCACAGGCACUUACAUCAAGCACCGAGACUUUUCUCAAGGUAGUUGAAAGGGAGGCACCCUGACAUCCGAGGGUGAAGUACAUGUACCCAGUUGUCUGAGGAGGAAGUCGUUCAGUAUGCAGUGGGCAAGGCAGCAACACAGGGUAACUACUCCAUAUUACCCCGCUCUAGUGUAUUCAUUCCUCCAGUAUGGGACAGUUUUUAAAGUGAGACCAUCCCUUAACCUCCAGUCUGAAUUCAAGUCCUGAUGCAACCAAGGUACUCCCUUGGUAUCCCCAGUUCCUUGAGACUGGUAUUGUGAAUGUUUUGGUGUCCAUCAACUACAACAGUUGUACAGGGGCAUUUGUGUAGACUGCCAUCAGAGGGUGAAGGUACCUUUAGAUGGAAGAACUGGUCCUAGAAAAUAUCAGCGAAGCGUGGCCCGUCCCUCCAUUUCCACUUUGCACAAAUGUAUAAAUCAAGGUACUGGGAAAAGAAAAAAAGCAGAGGGAAGAUCCCCCAGCGUAGCGGAUAAAGGCAGUCAGUAGAGAUUGUGGAGAAUCACCUGCAAAGGGUGGAUGGUUGGUGGAAGCGAUGCACUGUGCCUUACAAUAAACCUUCCCAGCAACCAUGUGUAGCACUUACAUGUACGACCUCGAAAUGUGCUCACCCCCCUUACCUCUGUGCACUUUCAGCAUUAGAAUGGUGCCAAAUUCCCAAAGUGUGGCGAGUAAUGCCAGAAGCGACAGCAUUUUGUAAAGGUUCUCAGAUGUUCCCAACACAAGUGCUUGUUUGCUUAGGUUACAUACAUGCUGCAUUUACAUUCAUAUUCUAUACAGAGUUCAUUUAUAUAUGGUGUUUGAGCCCAUGGUUUUGGUUGUGAACACUUUGUCCCCUAAGUGAACUGAUUUACAUCAAAAAUCUGUAAGUAAUAAGAUGUACAGAAAUAUUGUCUGAAAGUCUCCAAGGUUUCGAUAUUGUUUUAUCAAAGACACUUGUAAAAACACGAGUGGCUGGUAAUUAAGUGCAAGAGUAUGGUCCUAUCCAAACCCUGUAGAGUGCUUUUAGACACUAUAUCUAUCGCUUAUAAUUCAGGCCACUUUACCCUGUAAAUUUAGGACCUCAUCUUACCGGUGAAGGAUUGUCAUGUGGCUGUCAUAGUUUGCCUGUUACUGCAGUGCCGUCGCUUGAUCAUUUACUAUGUAGGCUUUAUAACCACCCCUCGGAUUGUAAGAUCCAUGGCUCGUCACGCUAUUUAGCUGAAGAAACAGUGCUGUUAAAAGAAAUGUACCUGCGGUUUAUAUUAUCUUGUUUCUUGAACGUGUCCAGUCAGUCACGUUUGAGUACAACUGUUGCGUGUUAAAAUUAUAUGACCUGCAGUUUGUGUGAGCUGAUAAAAAUUUGCUGAAAUUCUUCUGCUGGGUAGGUUUUCCCAAUGACAAGAGAGACAUGAUUCAUAAAACAGCCCCCAAAACAGAAAUAAAAUUGAAUUUGGUUUGCUUUAUGCUUGUGCAAUCUUUGCUGGCCAGCAAGUAAUCAGACAUUUGUUUGAUAGCUUAAAAUUACAGUCUUUUCCUGUCGUAAUGGUUUUUUGUAUUCAGCACUUAUUCUGUUAUUUGGAGAAAAUCGAAAAGAAGGAUAGACGAAAAAAAUAAAACAGAUACAUGUAUAAUAUUUUAGUGGCAGAAAAUUUGAAAGCAAAAACUUGACAUAAAAUGUAAAAAAAAUAGGGCCAUAGAUCAAUGUGUUUAAUUUAGCGAUUCAGUAGAUAAUUGCAUUUGCUAAUCUGCACAAAUAAAACUCAACAUUCCCCUCUGCUGCAUGAAGUCAGUUCAACAAAUUCUGUUGUAUUGAGGUCUUGCUUGUUGAUUCCAUCUGACAAUGAUGUGUAUGCUAUUUCUUAGUUACAGAAUAAUGGUCUCUCCACACCAUUUUAUCCAAGAUGAUGGCUGAAAUUUAAAUUUAAAUGGCUUCUAAAUCCAUUACAAAGCAUUGCAAGAUUUUGACAUGUUGGCUAAAGUUUUAGUGAAAACUCUCAGUGGACGUAGACUGUUCCAGUGAUCAAACAGCGAAAGAAAGCCACUCAAACUGACAUUAUUGUAAGAAAAUUUGAUGGCAGCUGUGGGUUUUAGAAUUGAGAAAAAUACCUCAAACGUUUUCUACUUACUCUGUUCAGCAGCUGUGGUUGGGAAAAAUACAAAGCCUUAGCCGCCCCGGCUGUGUUCUAUUGCUGUGGUCAGCCUAAUUUUCCUUGGACAGUUUUGGGGUUUUCAUUGAAUUCUUGUGAUGUUAUGAAUGUGAACACAUUGCCAACCCUCAGCUUUAAGCAACAUUGUAGGUCAGUGCACGUUCGGUUUUAGUGUGUAUGACUGAAUUGUGUUUCAGUGGUCCUGCCAUGUCUUGUCCAAUUCCGUUUUCUUAUUUUUCACCGAAGUUAUAAUCUUGGCAGAGAUAAGAAACAUAUACAUGUAUAAUCCAAACAAAGUUAUACAAGAGUAGUUUCCAUGACAGAUCUUUACUGCACAUUCAAGAUGUUAGGUAUCACUCGUGAGUUUUGUAUCACUAAAAAACGUGCAGUAGAGAUCAUACAAGCACAAAUUUGCCCAAUAUUCACAGGGAUAUCCCAGCUCUGUCAAAGCCUUGUGUGAACUAUUGUUCAACAUAACUUUCCUUUAGCCUGUUGUUUUGAACAAUAGUAAGCGAAAUGCUUGUACAAUGACCGGGGUGACCCUUCUUAAUGUACAUGCACAUCUAUCUGGUACCGUGGUGUGUGGAUGAAAUUCAUGUAGACACUGAAGCCAAGGCUUCCAGUGUAAAGCCAUCGUAAUGGCUCUAUAUAUCUUUCCUUUUUCCAAUCCCCGCCACAAAAGGGUGAAAUUUUGAGGGAAUCUUAAGUUUCUGCAUAUUUGCAUUGAUUUUCUUACAUCUCUGUUGAUGCUGAGGUUAUCUCCAUGCUAUGCCUUUCACAUUUUUAACAUAGACUGUUCGAAUGUAAUCAAGGCUCUGCCUUCAUUUUUCCUCCCAGUUGUUACCUGUAUAAUUGAUCCAACAAUCUUCUUUUAAGUUGGUAUUUCACAACAGAGCCUUAUAUGAAAACAAGAGUGUUAUUUAUUCAGAUUGUAUAGUGUAAAAUAGUGUAUAUUGAUCAUUUUGAAUGGAUAAUGUAUGUUUGUGAAGACUAUAGUUCCUUGGAGGUGCACACUGAGAAUUUAGUUCUAUAAUAGAAUUUUGUUCACAGUAAAGGCUUGGGCUGUGUCCAAAACAGAGUUGUAGUGUAGCGGCUACAUCUGCUGUCAGGUUAUGCCUGUGUGGCUGCAACCAGCACAAAUCUAGACCUAGCACUAGAUUCAAGGUUUGGACAAGGCUUAGAUACAUGUAAAACGUGAGUUUCAACAAAGUCAUUAACCCCAUUACUCUUGUACUCAGGAUGGCCCAGGCCAGUUCCCUCGUUGCUUUUAUGUACCACAUAACUGUUGAUUAGCUUGGGUGCAUGGAUGAUGUUUUUGGAAAGUGACCUGCUUUGCCAAGAGCAAGUCUGUUGUGCCAAAACUGUCUUUCUGAGCCUUACCUACAUUCAUGUGAAUGAAUACAGCAUGAACUGAGCUUUCUUUCCUUUCUUUUCUACAUGUAUGUGUACAUAUUGGACUCACAAAAUACAUUCUGUUGCUCUUUCUUCAGCCAACUGUGAAAAGUCACCCGAAAUCUUCAAGUAUUUGUAAAAUAAUAUUAGCUUUUCAACUUGCCCAUUUCGUAACAACUAAAAAAUUUUUAAAUAUGCAGCAUACAGGAUCGCACAUACUUCACACAGAAGUGAAAGUUAAAGCUAAGAAACGAAAAACACAUUUGGGACGACAGUAAAUUUGUAUACUUCGCAAGGUUUACCUCACCUUUGCUUUGUAGUUUAUCAAUUUUGGCCUGAAAACAAUAGCAACUUUCUACCACCUGACAGAAAGUAUAACUGAAAAAAAGGAGGUCAUGCCUGGAUGUGCAAAAGUUUUUCCUAAAAUUAUGACCCAAAGGCAUUCAAUUCAGUUAAUAUACCAUGUAAAAAUUGGAAUAAUAAAAAGGGCUUUUAUGUGAUGUAUGCAGCGAGCCCCUGAGACUGCAUCAGAAUGGAAUGACUGCGGCAAGAAAUAACACAUUAGCCACUUUAAAUCUGUGGCUUGGGGCUGAAGCCAUUUCCCCAUUGGUGAGGAUGUUACUCAAAGCCACAGCCAACUGAUUUGGACACAGCCUAAGACUCAUUUCAUUUUGUUAAGUUGGUCUAGGAGCAGGUGGUAACUGUGAUUGUGUUGGUGACAGCUGUAGGGGGUCUGGUGAUUCACCACGCAGUUUUCCUGCUGUGAUCUGAAUGGAAGCAAAGACUACCGAUGUCAGGUCCUGCAGCCGUAAUUUCAAAUCUGGUUUUUUAAAGUCACAUUUCUUUUAGCCCUCCAUUUUGAACGGAGUUCUAGCUGUGUCGUAGUUGAGUCUUGUUUCCUAAAUCCAACUUACGUGAAAUUCAAGACGUUGCUGGAAUCAUGCUUAAGUACAGAUACCAAAGCAGUGGUUUGAAUGUGCAGAUGACAGGUGUCCAAGAGCUGCUACAAAGGUCUGCAAGGAUUUGGGCUCUGGCUCAAGUUUUUUGUAGGAGCACUCACAAGCAACCUCAUGAUCAAAAGCCUAAGUAAUCUUACAGUCUAGCUUGAUACCCACUGUAAAGUGUCCUAAUUUAAGUUGCAUGUUGGAUUUAGAACUCGGCUUCAUCUUUGAAUUACUGUCAGGGUACUUUUAGUGCUUUAUAAAAUCUUUUGCAGCUUAUGUGACAAUGUAAGCUGCUUGUGUUAAGUUUGAGUGUCACUAACAAAAUCAUCAUGACUUGAUUUGGAAUAGCAUAAGAUGUGGUGGUAUUUUUGCAGGGCUGGUGUCAAAACCGGUACAAAACAACAAGAACUGGUCUGUGUGCUCUGUAUCAUUUUUUCAUUGUGCUCCUGGUUACACUAUGUAUUCAGAAAGUAUUUAAAGUAAAUUUAUUUGAGCUGUCAGGUUUUCUUCCCUCUGAUGCCCUGUGUUCCUAAAUGGGAAUGUUGGCAUUGUUAUGAGAUCAAGGUUUCCGUAUUGGCUCUGCAGCAGUCUGGUACCUUUUGCAAAUAAAUUGUUUCUAAAUUAGAGUGUGACUAAACCUUCAAAACCUAUGGUAUUACUUUUAAUUUAUUCACAUAUUUUUUUGGUUAUCUUUUUCAUGUAACUAAAGAGGAUACAUUAUAUGUAUUUUAAAAUAUAGAAUUGAAGCGUUGAUUUAUUCUUGAAGCAGCUUGACUUUGUACAUUGUGAUAAGAUUUUGACUAAAUAUUAGAUAUAUUCCAACCAAAUCAAUAAUUACACAUGGGUGUGUUGAAGAACUUUUAUCCUGUGAAUAUGGAGUUGAAUAAAUCACUGUUGCACAUUAUUCUGAAUUAUAA